Molecule: messenger RNA, 1050 nt
Organism: Uranotaenia lowii
Lineage: Eukaryota; Metazoa; Arthropoda; Insecta; Diptera; Culicidae
Exons: 1
Coding region: 1-1050 (349 amino acids)
Source: RefSeq, a predicted model, not a curated record
AUGGCGCUGAAUGACAUCCAGGCAGUUGGGCCGGUUAUACAACGAGACCAGUUCGACCUGUCUCUAGACUUCCGCGGAGAAGAUUACGUUCUCAGUGCAGACAUCACCAAGAUGUACAGGCAGAUUCUGCUACACGAGGAUGACACCUGGGCUCAGUGUAUCCUAUAUAGGUUUACCCCACAGGAAAAGGUUCAAACCUACAGACUCAAGACGGUCACAUACGGUGAAGCGUCUUCCUCCUUCCUGGCCUGCCGCGCGUUGCACCAGGUGGGAGAGGAAAUGAAAGCGGUCAAUCCGCAAAUUGCCAACAUUAUACAACAAUGCUUCUACGUGGACAACCUCAUGGUGGGAGCAGCAACCGUAGAAGAGCUCAAAGAAAUAAAGGAAAAGCUAGAAAGGGCGCUUUUGAACAGAGGUUUUCCAUUAAGAAAAUGGGCAUCGAACAACGAAAGGAUAUUGGAUGGGGUCUCAGCAGAGGAUCGCGAACAAACUAUCCAAAUUGGAGAUCGCGAAGCGAUCAAAACACUCGGCUUACAUUGGUCGCCGAAACACGAUACCUUCACCUUCAAAGCGGAAGGUUUCAAAGAAGAGUUCAAAACUAUGACUAAAAGGGGCUUGGCCUCGGAAAUCCUUCGCCUUUACGACCCGCUGGGGUUGAUACAACCCGUAAUCGUGUCAGCCAAGAUCCUGCUUCAACAGUUAUGGAAGCAUCAGUUAAACUGGGAUGACGAAAUCCCCCACGAAAUCACAUCGGCUUGGCAAAACAUCAAGAAAGAAUUGCCAAAAUUGCAGGAAAUGGAAUUUCCUAGAAGGGCGGUUCCGAGCAAACCGCAUUAUCUAGAGCUCCACGGCUUUUCGGACGCCUCAACCAAGGCUUAUGGAGCAUGCAUCUACAUGCGCCACAUCGACUCAGAAGGAAACAUUACCACGAACUUGCUUUGUGCGAACUCAAAGGAGCACUGCUUAUGGCAGAGCUGGGUCAUCGUGCCAAGAAACUUUUCGGAGAACGUAUAUCCAAAGAGUAUUAUUGGAGUGACUCACAAGUUGUAA